Messenger RNA from Plasmodium vinckei vinckei, 552 nucleotides. Its product is annotated as U3 small nucleolar ribonucleoprotein protein IMP3, putative. Lineage: Eukaryota; Apicomplexa; Aconoidasida; Haemosporida; Plasmodiidae. Gene Ontology annotation, molecular function: rRNA binding; snoRNA binding; structural constituent of ribosome. Bases 1 to 552 code for a protein of 183 amino acids. Gene Ontology annotation, biological process: rRNA processing. The transcript has a single exon. Gene Ontology annotation, cellular component: small-subunit processome; small ribosomal subunit; Mpp10 complex. The record is from RefSeq and is a predicted model, not a curated record.
AUGAGAAAACUGAAAUAUCAUGAGCAAAAAUUAUUAAAAAAAGUAAAUUUUUAUGAUUGGAAAAGGACACAAAAUGUAAGAGAAGUUAAAGUAUUAAGAAGAUAUGUAAUUCAAAAUAGAGAAGAUUAUACAAAAUAUAAUAAAAUAUGUGGAUAUAUUACAAAAUUAGUAUCUAAAUUAAGAUUAUUACCUGAAAAUGAUGAAUUUCGUAUUAAAAUGACUGACGAACUUUUAGAUAAAUUAUAUGAAAUGGGUUUAAUAAAUUGUAAAUCAAGUUUAGCUGAAUGUGAAAAAUUAUCUGUUUCUUCAUUUUGUAGAAGAAGAUUAUCAGUAAUGCUUUUUAUGCUAAAGUUUGUUCAAAAUAUUCAGCUAGCUAUAACAUAUAUUCAACAGGGAAAUGUGAGAGUAGGAAAUGACAUAAUUAACAACCCCGCUUUUCAUAUAAAUAGAAAUUUAGAAGAUCAUAUCAAAUGGGCAGAUGGCUCCAAAAUUCUUAAACAUAUACAAAGACAUCAAGCAUCGAAAGAUGAUUAUGAACUUUUAGGAAAUUAA